Molecule: messenger RNA, 2423 nt
Organism: Leucoraja erinaceus (little skate)
Lineage: Eukaryota; Metazoa; Chordata; Chondrichthyes; Rajiformes; Rajidae
Gene: bricd5
Product: BRICHOS domain containing 5
Exons: 6
Coding region: 1710-2387 (225 amino acids)
Biological process (GO): regulation of cell population proliferation
Source: RefSeq, a predicted model, not a curated record
ACCUAGCCUUCACAUAAUUAAUUAUGAAAAUAUUAGAUUGUCAUAAAAUAUAUCUGAUCCCUCAACAUUCUUCAGGCGAAGGAAAUCUGCAUUCUCCCACCCAGUCACCCAAGUUAUACUGGACUCAGCAAGGUACCGACUCUCAACUGCCUCUGCACAGAAGCAAUAGAGGAUAAACAAUAACUAUGGGAAUUCCACAUUAUUUUUUUGUAAAUCCCUUCUUUAAUCGGUGUCUCACAUCCUAAAAUGGCAUGUUACCUGGCAGAGUUCACAAUAUAUUGUUCAAGAGAAUUCAGUGGAGUACAUUCAAUGAAUUUGUCCUCGGGACUACCUUAUUUACCCAGUCCAUAUUCAAUUUAUUGAUGAUAGCAUUACUGGCAUUUGUCACCGGCCAUCAUUAUAUUUGAUUGAAAGUCCCAGAGAAUAAUUACUGCUGGAGCACACGUAGGCAACCUGUAUUUUAAAAUAUUUACAUAUGAUAUGGAAGGCCAAUUGGCCCAUAUAGUCAAUACUGAUUCUCAGAUCAAUCCCAGUUCCCCAUUUCUUUCUGCAUCUGGUUCUGCCCCCUCGUAUGCAUCAACUGGGUUCUUGAUUCUCCUACCUCCAGCUUAAACUGAAGGAAAUCUGCAGUAACCAACUAACCUAACAAGCAACAAGUCUUCAGGUUGAGGGAGUGAGCUCCCGAGCGAGUCCAUGUGGUUACAGGAUGAAUAUGUAAACUCCAUGCAGAUAGCACCAGGGGGCAAGGAUUGAACCCGGAUCAUUGUAGCUGUGAGCCACCAGCACUAUUUCUACCCCACUGUGUGGUACUUGCCACCCACGUGUGGUACUUGCCACCCACUGUGACACUCAACAGUAUUGUCUGCUCCUUGUUAUUCCACAUCAGCAGACAGAUUCUACUUCCUAACCUCCUCUGCCCAGAGCCUAAUGCUGUGCCUUCCUAACAGCGCUAUUCAUGAACUAUCCUGCCUCUGCCUACCACCCCUUCCCACACAUCCUUUCCAUCUCUUCUAUUCAUCCUAUUUUUCAGAAACAUCAAGGACUGAGAUAUGUUGUUCUAGAAGCCUGGGGAGUGUAAAGUAUAUUGAAGACCAAGAUUUUUGGGUGUGAAGCGAAUCACAGGACAUGGAGAAAAUGUGGAGAAGCUCAGCUGUGAUUACUGAAUAAUGCUGCAGAUCAAGGGAUUAUUUAGCCUCUUCCCAGCCCCCUUCCCCUGCCUAGUUUUAAUUUAUUGAAGCUUCUUUUGGAUAUCCCUGAAUGUAUUGCGACCUUCACCCAUGUCCCUUAGACACAGAAUACAUUUUCUUUCACCUUAAAUACACCUUGAGAUUCUACGCUUUCUAAUCUUCCAAACUCUCCCUAAACUUUAACCUUACUGAAUGUUUUCUGCUUUCAAUGACUCUUAUUGUCCACCUUAACAUCCAUCACUAAAACAUUCCUGAACUUGCUUUAGCUACUCUUGGAGACUGUCUGGCACCUGUUGCUCUCUGGCUCCUAUCCUGAGAUACUGGCACUCUUAGGUCCAUUUCUUAUUGUUCUUCACCCUGGCAUCAGGUUGCAGCCCUUGGCUCAAACAAGCUGAGGCUCACUACAGGGAAGCGGGUUUGGGCACACAGGUUUCAGCUCCAUCACUGAACAGUGUCGAGAUAUCCACAGCUACAACGGAAGCCAGAGAAGAGAGGAGGGAUUGCUGCCACUAUACUAAGAGAAUGGAGGGAAGCAGGAGGAUUGCAAUUACCCUGAAGGGUGUUUGCCCAUUUGAACAGAGUGAUCGUUUGGGAGCUGAAACCAGGUCUGCAAUGCAUAUUUUGUGGGGAGCUUUGGUUUUGCUGGCUGCAGCUGUGGUUGUUGGGGGCUCAAUCACUGGCAUAUUGAGUCUGAAUGGAAGUAGCCAGCAGGUUGUUCAGAUAACACUGCACGAUGUGCAGGAUGCCACUGCCAAUCAGUCAGUGGUUGUGAACCAAGAUGAGGACCUGGUAACUUAUUACAUAGUGAACAGGAACCACACAGCGGUGGUGCUGCUUGACAGCAAGAACGGUUUAGUUUGUUACCAGCCAGGUGGGAAGAACAUCUGUCUUGUUCGAAAUAUGACAGCUGCUGACCUAGAGAAUAUGCAAACAGUCAUUACUGCUCAACAUGAGAAGUUCAACCAGGUGCAGAGAAAUGAAACACAGUUCUCCAGACUGUACCUUGGGAUACUGACUAAAAACAAUGUGGACCUGUUAGCUCUGGGAGAGCACAUUGACAGCCUCUGUGAUCACAUGCCUAUUUACUGGCUCCAGAAAAGUAACAGGCCUUCAAGGCAACGGCUGAUCUACUUCUGCAUCGAUAUCUGCUUUCCAAAUAAUGUCUGUGUCUCAGUGUGUUUUUACUAUCUGCCAGAUUAAAUAAUGGAACUUUUUCCUCAUGUCACUCCUAAUGAU